GUGUAUAGUUACCUAAGCAUCACUUUCGCAAGUCUUGAUAACUUAACGAUCCGAUUUCUACGCUCAGUUCUUAGGUACCUACCUAUAUUUCCCAUCUCGCCAAACGUAAACGCCUUAUCUCAAUUGCCAUUUUAAAUCAUGUUGAUGUCCGCCCUAAAAGACAGAAAUACGAACUUCUAGUUAAAUGAACUAAUAGGAAUAGUAACGAAUCGCAAUCAAAUUACCCUAUGAAGCUAUCAUGCGGGUCUAUGAACUAGGUAGGUAGGUAGGUAGGUAAUCGGCUAUCCUGCGGCUUCGGCCCCUCGCGCCUGUAUAGAAAUGCUUAUCGUCUAGUCGGACCACUCCUUCGGCUGCCCCGCAGAGGUAUCGUGGAAGAGCUCGGUAUUGUAUACCUAAGGUUAGGAGUAACUAAAUACUAUACACACCAUCUAUCUACCUUGAACAUACCGUAUCGGGUGGUAGGCUUUUAAGUGAUGCAGUCCCAAAAGAUAACCCUGCCGGUGGCCAACCCCUGCGUGUCAUUCUGGCAGCAGACUACACGUUCGUUCCCCUACUUACAUGUCAAUCAGAACGAACCAGUUCCGGAAGGGUCCAAGUACGCCAUCAUCGGCUCGGGCAUCUCCGGUGCUCUGACUGCCUAUGAGUUAAUUCAGGGGGGCGUGCCGGCAGGGGAUAUAGUCAUUUUCGAGGCGAGAGAAGCCGCCAGCGGAGCGAGUUCGAGGAAUGCAGGACAUGUGCGUCCAGAUGCCUUCCGCGGAUUCCAAGUCUACAAGCAAGUGCACGGCCAAGACCAAGCGCUCAAGAUAAUCGCCAACGAGAAGCUCGUCUUCCACCGGAUCAAGGACUUCGUGGAGAAACACGGGGUCCAGUGUGACUUCAACCCGACGACGACGUUUGACGUGUGCAUGACGCGGGAGUUUGCCGAUUUCAACGCCCGCAGUUUGAGGGAGUAUCAAGAAGCCGGAGGCGACGUCUCCCAUAUCAAGUUCUACGAAGGGGAGGAAGCACGGAAAGCGACCCGCGUGCAGAAAGCAUUUGCUGCUUACGAGUGGCCGGCCGGCUCGAGCCAUCCGGCGAAGUUGGCCCAGUGGCUUCUUACGCAGUCGAUAGACAAGGGUGUCCGGUUGUUUACUCAUUGCCCGGUUACUUCGGUAACCAAGUCGGCCUCUUCGACGGCUGACCAGGUCUCUUGGGACAUGCAGACACCUCGGGGCACAGCGAAAGCCUCGACGGUAGUCCACUGCACGAAUGCCUUCGCGCCUCACCUCCUCCCCCAGCUCUCGACGUUCAUCACCCCCAACCGCGCCCAAGCACACGCCUUCGUGCCGCCACCUUCGCUUAGCUCGUCCCGCAUCCUACCAAGCACCAUGUCCCUGCGCCAUUCGCUAAAGCACUUCUACUCGGUAGCCCAGCGGCGCCCGGACGGGAUCAUCAUCCUCGGCGCCCCGAUCGCGAACCCGAAUGUCAGCCCCGCGGCCGCGGCCAGCCGUCUGGUCCCCGACGAUAGCGUCUUCAACGAGGAGGUGCGAGACGACGCGGUCGACAAUUUCGAGACUUGUUUCCCGGAGUGCGAGAAGGCGAAGCUGGGCCAUGGGGAGGGCCUGCAGCAUACCUGGACCGGCAUAAUCGGGAUGACGACGGACUCGGUCCCAUUCGUCGGCAAGAUAGAGAGUCUGCCGGGGCAGUGGGUUUGUGCCGGGUUUAACGGCCACGGUAUGGCGAGGAUAUUCACUUGUGCACCGGGUGUCGCAAAGCUGAUACUCGGAGGCUCAUGGGAUGACACCGGGUUACCCGAGUGCUUCGAAAUAACCGAGGAGCGCCUGGAAAGGCUUCAGAAGGGAGUCUCCGGGUCUGUAUUUUGAGCUAGUGGUAGAACCAUAACACCUUAGAAGUGUAUAUUUGAACUAUAGACUAUUAAUUAUCUAUGGUGUUAUUUAUAAAAUUUUCAUUUUGCUAUUAGGCAUUUACAAGGCAAUAGGGGGUGAGGAACGUAGAGUGUCACAGGAAUAUAUCUACACGAUAAGUGUGGGUGCCCUUUUUUUGUCACAUGGUUAAAUGGUU
Daldinia decipiens is the source of this 2061-nucleotide messenger RNA. Its product is annotated as FAD dependent oxidoreductase. Gene Ontology annotation, molecular function: oxidoreductase activity. The transcript has 4 exons. NCBI's taxonomy places the organism in Eukaryota, Fungi, Ascomycota, Sordariomycetes, Xylariales, Hypoxylaceae. The record is from RefSeq and is a predicted model, not a curated record. The coding region runs from base 474 to 1862 and encodes 462 amino acids. Gene Ontology annotation, cellular component: cytoplasm.